This is a messenger RNA of Peronospora matthiolae, 2073 nucleotides long. The record is from the annotation of a GenBank genome assembly. NCBI's taxonomy places the organism in Eukaryota, Oomycota, Peronosporomycetes, Peronosporales, Peronosporaceae.
AUGGCCGUCUACCGUCACCCUCCACGACGUCGCCUUGACCGGUACUGGAAAUACCACCGCUUGCCAGUGGGUCUCUCGCAGCUUCUGCUCGAGCGUGAAGUGCGAGGCGACGCCCGUACGAUUGACGCUGCGUGCCAAGGCCACGGGAGUCUCGUUCGUCGCUUACAGUGUGAAGCCAUUUUGAAAGGGCACGAGGGUUGCGUGAACACGUUGCAGUGGAACGCCGCAGGAACGUUCCUAGCAUCUGGAUCGGAUGACCGGAAGGUGCUCAUAUGGAGUUACGGGCAGCAGAAGCAACAGCAAGUGAUUGAGACGGGCCAUCAACUCAAUAUCUUUGCCGUGCGCUUUGUCCCUGGCACGGACGACCAUGUCUUAGCCACGGGUGCCAUGGACCAUGACGUGCGUAUCCAUUAUGCACCAUUUCAUGACUCCUCGUCGAGAGUGUAUCGAGUGCAUCGAGAUCGAGUCAAAGAUAUUGGCACCUCGUGGGCUGUGCCGAGAGUUUUCUGGACCGCAGCGGAAGAUGGUAUAGUGUACCAGUUUGACCUUCGAGCUCUGCCUACGACUAAUGGAUCGUGUGACACGUGUGACACGUCUGGUGUACUGAUCAAUUUGGGAAAAGACCGAAACGGCCAUGUGUUGAAAGCAAUGGGCAUGACAGUGCAUCCAUUGGACCCGACAAAAGUAGCACUAGCUUGUGGUGACUUUUACACGAGAAUGUACGAUCGACGGAUGCUAAGAGUGCAGAACAUCUCGUCAGGUAGAUUUGAUGAAGCUACGAGUCCAGUGGAGGUUUUUGCGCCGCCGCAUUUGCAUUUGGAUGCAUAUUGCAGCGUCCGGACAAAGAGAUUGCAUGACAAAAGUCAUGGCACAAGUAUUCAGUUUAACAGCGACGGAUCAGAGAUUCUCGCGAACUAUCACAGCGAUCAUAUUUACCUCUUCAAAGUGGGGGGCUCGGAAGAGACUGUGGUAUUUCGCAAAGAAAACAAGAGUCGACCUCAAAUCCAGCCACUUGCGUGGCUUAAUGGAGCGUACAUGGAUGAGCCAGAGUUACCUUCAUGCCCACAGAUCGAGGAGAUACAAAUGAUGUGUAAUCGGGGGAAGAGGUCACUCGAAGAGCGUAAGUACACACGUGCGCUGAAGUCACUGAAUCUAGCAUGCUCUGCUUGCAAAGUGGCCGAAGUGUCUGCGUCACAGCAAGUGGAGCUCCAUCACAACUGCGCUAAGGCUUACUUGGAGAGACGAUGGAAUGCAGACUGCUAUUUGGCUGCUGUGCAAUGCAAGAUGGCGAUAGAUCUUGAUCCAAACAAUCGUGAAGUUGAAUUGACAUAUAUCAAGGCGCUGAGUUCAGGAAAACGACAUUUACAAGCAAGGUGGCAAGCUCGUCGGUACAAGGAGAAGCACCUCGAUCACGGGGCCGAUGUCGAUCAAUUUUUAAUGAGCAACACAUCGACUGUAAGCGGUGAGCAUUCGGUGCGGCGUGUCGUCCGAUCUUCCAGGUCAUCGGGUGAAGACGAGCAAAGCAGCAGCGAGGACGAAGCUCAUAAUGACGACUGGAUUGAUGAUAUUGAGGGCAAUGUGCCGGCUGAUGACGAAGGAUUUUGGGAGGGCAAGCUGGUGAACAGUACAUUAGUAAAUUGUGAUGUACUUCGUCGAUAUAUUGGGUAUUGCAAUGUGCAAACGGAUAUUAAAGAAGCCUCAUUUUUCGGAAGAAACGACGCGUACAUUAUCGCUGGGAGUGACGACGGACGUGCGUUGGUAUGGGAAAAAUCGACGGGGGAGCUAGUGAAUGCAAUAAAGGCAGACGCGAGUAUUGUGAACUGUGUUCAGCCCCAUCCCUUUGACGCAUGUCUGGCGACAAGUGGGAUUGAAAGUUUCAUUCGCUUGUGGAGUCCUACUAGUGAUGUGGAGAGUACGCCGACGCAGUAUGAGUUGGAGGACAUUAUGACUCGAAAUCAGAGUCAAAUGGAUGUUAUGGCAGUGACGUUCGAAGGGGCUCUUCAUGACAUGGUUCGUGUGGUCUUUGAGUCUAAUGGGGAUCACCAAGCUAUCCGAGAGUGCGUGACCAAUUAA